Messenger RNA from Lentinula edodes (shiitake mushroom), 1338 nucleotides. RefSeq names its product dienelactone hydrolase family-domain-containing protein. The record is from RefSeq and is a predicted model, not a curated record. Lineage: Eukaryota; Fungi; Basidiomycota; Agaricomycetes; Agaricales; Omphalotaceae. Gene Ontology annotation, molecular function: hydrolase activity. The transcript has 9 exons. Bases 133 to 1035 code for a protein of 300 amino acids.
CUGUUGUCUCAUCUGUUUUUGACCCGUAUGCGUCCGCAUUCAAGGACGGUCCACCACUUUGCUCCUUCCAAUUCCCAUUAUCCAAUUUUUACCGGGUAUAUUCGGGAACCUUCUUUGGAAUCCUGCUGAUUCAUGUGGGAACAAUGCACUAUAAAAGGCUUAACAGCCAGGGAAGUAUGGGAUCUCACGUACACGUACCCAUCAACAUCUCUUUAUCCUUACCUACUUCACAUUCAAAGCAACAUCAUGAGUCUCUGCGAAGAUUGUAUCAAAGGGGUCAAACACGAAGGAACUCCCGAAGGUAAAUGGGAAACGAUAGCCGGAAUCGAAUCCUACGUUGGCACACCCAGUGGUGAAUACCAGAAAGACAAAGUUCUUCUCUUCCUCUGCGACGUGUUCGGGCCACAGCUGCCGAAUGCUCAGCUUUUGGUGGACGGUUUUGCAAAGAAUGGUUUCAAAACGGUGGCCCCCGAUCUGUUCGAGAAAGAUGGACUUCCUUUUGAUGUAUUCGACUCCGAGGAAAAACGACAGGCCUUUGACCUUCCGACCUGGUUUGGUCGCCACGGACCACACGUUGCGCGUCCUCUCCUUGACAAGGUAAUUACUGCGCUCAGGGAACAAGGUGUGACGACAUUCGCUUCGACGGGGUAUUGUUACGGAGGGAGGCUUGUCUUUGAUUUGGCAUUUGAGAAUAUCACCUCUGCGUCUAUCGCGAGCCAUCCAUCGCUGUUGAAGUCCCCAGAUGACUUAGAGAAAUACUUCUCUACUUCCCGCGCCCCACUCCUCCUCAAUACCUGCACCACCGACGAACAAUUCCCUAUACCAUCCCAAUCCCAAGCCGACCUUAUAUUCGGUGAAGGUAAAUUUGCUCCUGGAUACAGACGCGAAUAUUUCGAUGGCUGCACGCAUGGAUUUGCUGUGAGAGGAGAUCUGAGCAUUCCCCAGGUGAAAGCGGGGAAGGAAGGAGCAUUCAAGGCUGCUGUGGAGUGGCUGUAUAAGUAUGGAUUCGGACCAGAGGGGAAGGCAUCGAAGUAAGCAAGUUGGCUCCAGUCGCUAAACAUUGUAUGUAAAAUUAUUAAAUCUUGAUCAGUACUUAUGGUCCCAAUCCUGGUCGUCAAUGGACAAUGUUAUCGAAAAUUUAAUUCAUUAUCAUUUACGCAGUGCUAUAUUGACCUCAUCAUUGUGCAGGAUUUUCGACUUUUGACGAUAGAUAUCAUUUGUAGAACCGUUGUCAACAUUUUGUCCUUCACAAAUUUUUGACCAUUCAGAUUGAGGACGUCGUAGCUGUGUCAUCUCAGCAGGCGAAAAUUUGUCCAAUCAACUGUACUGAGGCUCAGA